ACUUACUAAAAGUUAACUUAAAGGUAAACUACCCCUUUAACAGACCUGGGGGAAACUACAUUCUGUUGCAUUCUUUCAAGAGUCGGAACUGGAGAACAAGAAGGGAUAAUAACAAAAUGUUACUUUCAAUAGCAAUGACAUUCACAAAUCACAACCGGGGAGUCACUUAGAAUGAGAUGUUCUUGUGUGGGUGGAGUUUCCCUUUAAUGGAUGCUGCCAUAAUAUCAUCAGAGCAGUGUAAGUGAGUGAGUAACAUGAGUUUAUGAUUCCCACCCUCACACUGGCCUGUGUCACAUUCAGGGCUUUCUGUUACUUUGUGUUGCCAGUUGUCUGGCUCCUGGCUGCUACACUUCCCCGCUUGGCUCCCUCUCACUGGAAAUAACUUCAGAGGAGCAUCACAUGCAACUGCCGCUGGAAGAGCUGACAGUUUGGAGGUGCAUUGAGUUUCUAGGAAGCCUCUUUCAAAGGGGCCUAUAAUCACAACAAUUUGCAAGAGAAAUUUAUAAUCGAAAUUAGUGGUUUCCGGAAGAACCCAACACGUUAAUCAGCAAGUGCGUCACAGCGAGGGGAUGGCUCCGUCCUUGUGGCCAUUUGGAUUUGUGAUAACUGCCUUGAUCACAGGAUCCAUUUCUCAGGUUCCUGACCAGCAACAUGGUUGUUCUCAAGGAAGCUGCUACCCGGCCACGGGAGACUUGCUGGUGGGCCGAGCAGAUAAACUCAAAUCGACGUCAACCUGUGGCCUUCGGAGAGCACAGCCAUACUGUAUAGUCAGCCAUUUGCAGGAUGAAAAGAAAUGCUUCGUCUGUGACUCUCGCAAACCCUACAACCCCUUGUAUAACCCCAUCAGCCACCGCAUUGAAAAUGUCAUUACAACUUUUGCUCCUCAUCGGAAAAAGGCAUGGUGGCAGUCUGAAAAUGGUGUCUCUGAGGUCGCUAUUCAGUUAGAUCUGGAGGCUGAAUUUCAUUUCACCCACCUGAUCAUGACCUUCAAGACCUUCAGGCCGGCGGCCAUGCUGGUGGAACGCUCUGCAGACUUUGGGCGCACCUGGCAGAUUUACCGUUACUUUGCACAUGACUGUGCCUCCUCCUUCCCAAACGUGUCCCGCAGCGCCCUGAGGAAGGUGGACGACGUUAUCUGUGAAUCCCGUUACUCUGACAUUGAGCCCUCUAUGGAAGGAGAGGUCAUCUACAGAGUUUUGGAUCCAGCCAUCCAGAUCCGAGACCCAUAUGGUCCAAAUAUUCAAAAUCUCUUGAAGAUCACCAACCUCAGAAUCAACUUUACCAAGCUGCACACGUUGGGUGACAACCUCCUGGAUUCCCGCGUGGAGAUCAAAGAGAAGUAUUACUAUGCCCUCUAUGAGCUGGUGGUGCGAGGGAACUGCUUCUGCUAUGGCCAUGCUUCCGAAUGUGCGCCCAUCGAAGGAUUGUCCAGAGAUGUCGAGGGCAUGGUGCAUGGAAGAUGCGUGUGCAAACACAACACCAAGGGGCUCAAUUGUGAGCAGUGUGAUGGUUUCUUUAAUGAUCAUCCCUGGAGACCAGCAGAAGGACGCAGCACCAAUGCCUGUAAAAAAUGCAACUGCAACAAUCACUCUCACAAGUGUCACUUCGACAUGGCUGUGUACUUGUCUACUGGGAAUGUCACUGGUGGGGUGUGUGACGACUGUGUGGACAACACCAUGGGCCAGAACUGUGAAUUGUGCAAACCGUUCUUCUACAAGGAUCCAAGCAAAGAUAUCCGGAACAGUGCAGUCUGCAAAGCCUGUGACUGUGACCCAGAUGGGUCGUUGGACGGGGGGCUGUGUGACGCCCAAGAUAACCCAGCUUUGGGUCUCAUUGCUGGACAGUGCCGAUGCAAAGAUUACGUUGAAGGCCCAAGAUGUGAUCGAUGCAAGACUGGAUUCUUUGGCUUGAGUGCAAAUAACUUUCAAGGCUGCCAAAGAUGCCAGUGUGACCCAAGAGGUACAAUCUCGGACGGUGCCCAAUGUGACCCAAUCAGCGGUGACUGUUUCUGCAAACGCUUUGUGACUGGGCCAACAUGUAACCAGUGUCUGCCAGAAUUUUGGGCCCUCAGCAAUGACCUCCAUGGGUGCAGAUCCUGUGACUGUGACGUUGGCGGGGCCUGGGAUAACCACUGUGCUACAGAGACUGGUCAGUGUCGGUGCCGGAGUCAUAUGGUUGGCAGGCAAUGUAACCAGGUGAAAUCAGGCUACUACCGCAUACACCUGGAUCACUACACGUACGAGGCUGAAUCUGCUUUGCAUCGACAGGGAUGUUCAGUGUUGGAGAGGGAACGUCCUCUUGGUCGUCCGGCCACAUGGACUGGUCCUGGAUUUGCCCUGGUUCCAGAGGGUGGAAUACUCGAGUUCCAGAUCAGCAACGUUCCCUAUUCUAUGGAGUAUGAUGUCAUCAUACGCUACGAACCCCAGCUUUCAGCAACAUGGGAACAAGUCAAAAUAUCUGUAAUUAGACCAGGUCCUAUCCCAACGAGCAGCCCAUGUGGUAAUACCAUCCCAGCUGAUGAUCUGAUGGUGGCAUCUCUACCCCCUGGCACAAGGCAUGUAGUCUUGCCUCAGCCGGUUUGUCUGGAACAUGGAGUCAGUUAUACUAUUCGACUGGAGUUCAGCAGAUACAGUUUGAGAGAAAGGGUACCUGGAGCCAGUAUAUUAGUCGAUUCGCUGGUGCUGGUUCCCAGAUAUGCGGCCAUGGAAAUGUUUAUAGCUGGGGACCCCGCAUCAAUACAACGCAAGGACACAUUUGAGAGUUACCGCUGCCACAGCAACAGUGGAAAUGUGAUAAAGUCACCUACUACCGAGGAGUGCACCGGUCUCAUCACAAGCAUGUCGGCCAUUAUUCAUGAUGGAGCCCUGCCCUGCAGCUGUGACCCACAGGGAUCUCUGAGCUCAGAAUGUGACCCCAAUGGUGGUCAGUGUCAGUGUAAGACUGGCCUCAUUGGGCAGCGCUGUGACCGAUGUGCACCAGGAACUUAUGGAUUUGGGCCAACCGGAUGCAGAGAAUGUGAGUGCAAUAAAGAGGGAUCCAGUCACAACUUCUGUGACCCGCACACCGGGCAGUGUCCUUGUCGGCCUGGGGCAUUCAGUUCCAGGUGCGACCGCUGCCAGCCUGGUCACUGGGGCUUCCCAAACUGUCGGCAAUGUCAGUGCAACGGUCAUUCAGAAGAGUGCGACCAGAGAACAGGGGCAUGUCUAACCUGCCGAGACCACAGCACUGGUGACAGAUGUGAGAGAUGCAUUGCAGGCUUUUUUGGAAACCCAGUACGGGGCUCAGGGGAUCACUGUCGUCCCUGCCCCUGCCCUGAGGGGCCCAACAGUGGGCGACAUUUCGCAGCAUCGUGUCAUCAAGACCCCCGUUCAAGACAAGUCAUCUGCAACUGCAAACAGGGUUACUCAGGAUUGGUAAAAAGGGCGAUGAGUUUACGGCGCUCUCGCUGUGAUGAAUGUUCUCCAGGGUUCUUUGGAAAUCCAUUCCAAACUGGGGGUCGCUGCCUUCUUUGCCAGUGUAACAACAACAUUGAUAUGACAGAUAUUGGGGCAUGUGACCGUCGCAAUGGGCAGUGCAUCAAAUGCAUGUUUAACACUGAAGGGAGGUUUUGUGAGCAAUGUCGCAUUGGCUUUUAUGGUGAUGCAUCAAGGCGCAACUGCAGAAAGUGUACAUGUAACUACCUCGGGACGGAACCAAAUCAGUGCCCAUCGCGGGAAGACUGCAUGUGUGACAGAACAAGUGGACAGUGUCAUUGCUUACCAAAUGUCAUGGGACAGAACUGUGACCGUUGCAGUCCCAACUUUUGGAACAUGGCAAGUGGCAAGGGCUGUCAGCCGUGCAACUGUGACCCCAACCAUUCCUUCAGCCUAGCCUGCAAUGAGUUUACUGGAACAUGUCUAUGCCGGCCUGGAUUUGGUGGUAUUACCUGUACGGAUUGCCAGGAAAAUUACUGGGGAAAUCCCAAUAUCCAGUGCAGAGCUUGUGAUUGUGAUGGCCGUGGUAUUAAGGCACCACAGUGUAACAGAGCCACCGGCCAUUGCUUGUGCCGUGCUGGAGUGUCCGGAGUGCGUUGUGACCAGUGUGCCCGGGGAUUUUCUGGCCAGUUUCCCGAUUGCCAACCCUGUCACCAGUGUUUCGGAGACUGGGACCGUAUCGUUCAAGAUCUGGCCACUCGUACCAAGAGCCUAGUUCAAAGGGGCAAAGACAUCCAGCUGAGUGGGGUAGCCGGGGUGUACCAAAAGAACUUCCGUGACAUUGAGAAGAAACUUGCCAAGGCUCAGAGCAUUGUCAAUUCUCGCAAUGCCACUGUGGAGUCAGUGACUAAACUAAUGAAGAUCAUGGAUGACCUGCGGAACAAAAUUAACGAGUCAACGGAGGCUCUCACGCAGUUAGAGGUUGAGCUGACAGCUGUGCAGGAUGAGAACUUUGACGCUAAUCAUGACCUGGCUGAGUUGGAAAGAGAUGCUCGGAGUUUAAACAUGACUGCCAAGGAGAGAUCCCAUCAACUAGAUGUCCUAAAGAACUCAAACUUUUUGGGUGCAUAUGACAGUAUCCAGCAAUCUCACGCAAAAUCUAGACAGGCCGAAAAACAAGCCAAUAAUGCCACCAGCAAUGUUCCCAGUCCUGUUAGUCAUUCAGCUGGGACCAGGGAGAAGGCCCAGCAGCUAAUCACACACAAGCGGGAUGAUUUCAACAGGAAGAAUGCGGCUAAUCGUCUGGCUCUUAAUGAUUUAGCAGCGAAAACAGACACCCUUGACAUAAAGAAGAUCAAUGAGAAGGUCUGUGGUGCUCCAGGAGAUGCUCCAUGCUCUGAGAGCCCUUGUGGAGGAGCUGGCUGUCGUGAUGAUGAGGGGAAGAGACAUUGUGGUGGGUUGAACUGUAAUGGAGCUGUUGCUACUGCUGACAAUGCCUUGGUUCGAGCACGCCAUGCUGAAGAAGAACUUCAGAAAGCACUGGGAGAAGUAGAAGUGAUUUUCCGAAAGGUGGCUGCAGCAAAGAUAAAGGCAGACAGAGCAAAACAGAGGGCCCAGGCCACACUUGAUAGAGCCAAUGAAACAAAGGCAAGGGUGGAACAGUCAAAUAAGGAGCUGCGGGAACUAAUCCAGCAAAUCAAGGAUUUUCUGAACCAGGAAGGUGCAGACCCAGACAGCAUUGAGAUGGUGGCAAGUCGUGUCUUGGAUCUCACAAUCCCAGCGACCCCACAGCAGAUCCAGAGUCUUGCUGAAGAGAUCAAAGACAGAGUGAAAACACUUGCAAAUGUGGAUGCCAUUCUGGACCAAACUGCCACUGACGUGCGCAAAGCAGAGCAACUGCUGCAUGAAGCCAAAAGGGCCAAGAACCGAGCUGAAAAUGUAAAGAACACAGCCGAGUCUGUUAAAAAGGCCCUGGAUGAUGCUAGGAGAGCUCAGAAUGCUGCAGAAGGAGCUAUCCAAACCGCCAAUCAUGACAUCAAAGACACUGAGAGGAAAUUAACAGCGAUCCAGACAGCGACAUCUAGUGCAGAGAAUCAUCUCAACAAUGCUAUGGAUCGAGUAGGAAAUCUGGAUAAGCAAAUUGAUGCUCUGAAAAUGAAAAGGGCCAACAAUAGCCUGGCUGCCAGCCGCACAGAAGAAUCGGCCACUGCAGCAUUGGACAAAGCCAAUGAUGCCAAGAAGAUCUUAGAAGGACAACUCGCAGACAAAUACAAAACUGUUCAGAAUGUCGUUGAUUGGAAAGCCAAAAACAUUAAAGACGCAAAGACAAAAGCAGAUCAACUUCAAGAUGAGGCAAAGAAACUCUUAGAGAAUGCACAGGAUAAACUAAAGAGGUUGCAAGAUCUGGAAGUUGAAUAUACGAAGAAUGAGAAACUUCUACAGGACAAAGCAAAACAAAUUAAUGGCCUAGAAGACAAGAUGAAGAAAAUUUUACAUGCAAUUAACCAACAAAUUCAAAUUUACAAUACCUGCCAGUAAAAGUAAAAUCUUGUCAAUGUC
Molecule: messenger RNA, 5972 nt
Organism: Xenopus laevis (African clawed frog)
Lineage: Eukaryota; Metazoa; Chordata; Amphibia; Anura; Pipidae
Gene: lamb2.S
Product: laminin subunit beta 2 S homeolog
Exons: 35
Coding region: 570-5951 (1793 amino acids)
Biological process (GO): axon guidance; tissue development; animal organ morphogenesis
Cellular component (GO): laminin-421 trimer; laminin-521 trimer; laminin-321 trimer
Source: RefSeq, a predicted model, not a curated record